Molecule: messenger RNA, 1717 nt
Organism: Solanum stenotomum
Lineage: Eukaryota; Viridiplantae; Streptophyta; Magnoliopsida; Solanales; Solanaceae
Product: probable amidase At4g34880
Exons: 6
Coding region: 29-1552 (507 amino acids)
Source: RefSeq, a predicted model, not a curated record
AUCUUCAAUCACUUUAACAAACAAAAAAAUGUCUGUUCUUGCUAUUCUCUUCAUUUCUCUGAUAUUAUCAAACUUCAGUAACAAAACUGAGGCAAAAACAUUCUCAUUUAAAGAAACAACUAUUGAUGACAUUCAUAAGGCUUUCAAGCAAAACAAACUUACAUCAAGACAACUUGUUGAGUUCUAUCUAAGUGAAAUCCAGAGAUCCAAUCCAAUUCUAAAAGGGAUCAUAGAAGUGAAUCCAGAUGCACUCUUUCUUGCAGAUAAAGCUGAUCAAGAACGAAAAGCGAACGCGCCUAAAUCACUAUCUAGGCUACAUGGUAUCCCAGUUCUUGUGAAGGACAACAUUGCAACAAAAGAUAAGCUUAACACAACAGCAGGAUCAUUAGCACUUGUCGGAUCGAUUGUGCCACAAGAUGCUGGUGUUGUCAAGAAGUUGAGGAAUGUUGGUGCUAUCAUACUUGGCAAGGCAACUAUGACUGAAUGGGCUGCUUUUAGAACUACAAACUUGCUAAUGCCUAAUGGUUGGAAUGGUAGACUUGGACAAGCUCUGGAUCCUUAUGUAGCAAGUGCUGAUCCAUCAGGAUCAAGCACGGGUUCUGCAACAUCAGUAGCAGCAAACAUGGUAGCAGUAUCAUUGGGGACAGAAACUGCAGGCUCCAUUCUAUCUCCGUCAAGUGCUAAUUCUGUUGUUGGAAUCAAACCAACUGUUGGCCUCACUAGCAGGGCAGGUGUAAUCCCAAUUUCACAUAGACAAGACACUGUAGGGCCAAUCUGCAGGACAGUAACUGAUGCUGUUGAGGUUCUUGAUGUCAUCGUUGGCUUUGAUCGAGAUGAUUUCCCAGCAACUAAGAAGGCUUCCACUUACAUCCCACAUGGUGGAUACCGACAAUUUCUUAAGGCUGAUGGGCUCAGAGAUAAAAGACUAGGAAUUUCAAAGGACUUUUUUGAUUCUAAUGAUAUCAAAACUUACCAACAACAUUUUAACACCUUAAGGCAAAAAGGAGCAGUCUUAGUUGACAACCUGGUAAUACCUUCCACCGACUUGGUCUACAAUGCUAUUGAUGUUUCUCAAAACAUAGCACUUUCUGCUGAAUUCAAGAUGGACCUAAAUGCAUAUCUUAAACAUUUAGUCCACACUCAAGUUCGAUCCUUGGCAGAUGUUAUAGCCUUCAACAAGAUUUCACCUCCGGAAAAACUCAAAGAAUAUGGUCAAGAUAUAAUGUUGGAAGCUGAGAAGACAAAUGGAAUAGGGAAAUUGGAAAGGGAGGCAUUGAGAAACAUAACAAAAGCAUGCAAAUACGGGUUCGAGAAGAUGAUGAAAGAAAAUAAGAUAGACGCGUUGAUGUCACCUGGUGCUAACAUUGCUAACCAUCUCGCGAUAGGAGGUUAUCCAGGGAUCAAUGUACCAGCUGGUUAUGAUAAAACUGGAACUCCGUUCGGAAUUUCAUUUGGAGGACUAAAGGGUUCUGAGCCAACACUCAUUGAAAUUGCAUAUGGUUUUGAACAAGCAACACAUAUCAGGAAGCCCCCUCCUUCACAUCCUCAAUAGGCCAAUUCCAAGAACCAAAAGAGCAAUCAGAGUCAUGUUCAUCAAUUUCCUUGGCAUCUUCAGCUUCUCAGCUAGAACAGCUGCAGUUCCAAUAUAUGCAUCUUUAUCAAGUUUACACGCAUAACUCGGUCUAUUUCCAUCUUCCAUAGUGCUACUUGCACCAGU